AUGGGAGGCGAAGACUCUCUCCGAGUAGUUGUGCGCGCGCGCCCUAUGAACGCUCGCGAAGCUCGAGAAGGUGCUCGUAGAUGCGUCGAAUUCUAUGAGAGCAGUCAGCAGGUUAAUUUAUUAUUUUAAUUCCAGUUCUGAUUAUCGCAAGUAGAACUUUCUUAUUGAUUCAAAAUCCUGUUUUAAUUAGGACGAAUCUUUUUUUUAAAACCACGCCUACCGAGCCCAAUUUAAAGUCAGUAUCUCCCUUAGGUUUAAAUUUAGUAUUAUGUCAACAUUACCUUUAGAAAUUUUCACAUAGAGAUUCACAUAGAGAUAUCAACCCCUUAUUUAUUGAGUAUUAUACUUGCCCACGUAUGAUUCUGUAUGAGAUUAAGUUAUAUUGAAUUUAUAACGAAAAAUUUAAAUUAAAAAGCGAGCCCUGCUUUUUCACACUCCGUGCUUAUAUUAAAGGCAUAUGGGCAGUGAAAAGUGGAAUUUCAGACAAAUACGCCAUUUUGUAGAGCUCUGUCUUGCCUGUCAAACAGUGAACUUCGAAACUCAUAGAACUUCCUAGUUUCGAAAAAAAAAAAAUAAUAAUUAAAAGUCAUAGAGAGAAAAAAGUUCCAGCUAAAAGAGCGUUUUGCAGUAAAAUUGCUCUAUGGACAACACGCUUCGCCAUUUUUCGGAUACUCGGACAUUGGUAACGCGAAACGGACGUGCUCCGGACGUUUCUGGGCGAUUCAAGGGGUCACUUAAGAGCGUUAAGGCUACUAAAGUGGUCACUAGAAAUGCCCCGACACUUCCGUUUCGCGUCCCGUUCGCGUUACCAAAGUCCGAGUAUUCGCUUGUUUCUCGUUUCUUUCAAAUUUCAAUUUUUUCUGUUGUCUCCAAAGUUUUUUUUUGUCAUGAAAACUUUCUAUUUGUGAAAAAAAUUGCGAGUUUUGAUCUUAAAAACGAUUGUAGGUAUAAAAAUUCAUACUAUGAAUUAUUAUUUUUUCAGGUUGUUAUAAAUGGUGCAGCGACCUUUGCUUUUGACAAAGUUUUUUCGGAUACGUCUGAUCAAGCGACAGUUUACGAAAACUCAGCCGCUCCUCUCUUAGACCGAAUAUUUGAUGGUUCAGAGAGUUUCCGUGAAUAUUCAUUUUUUAAAGUUCAGGCUUCAAUGGUACGGUCCUGGCUUACGGACAGACGGGUAGCGGUAAAACGUAUACCAUGGGCACAGAAGACAAAGACGACACAGAUGAAAUCCAACGUGGAGUGAUACCUCGGCUCGUUGAUGGCAUUUUCAGUAGAAUCUCAGCAGCUCUCAACCCGGAUUCUUUCAAGGUGUUUCACAUUGAAUUAUUUUCCAUUUUAUCGUAUUUCAUAUGCUACGAAGUUAAUUCGUUGGUCACUAGCUGUUUUCAUACGUAGAUAGGUGAUAUUUGAUAACAGAAUAUCAUUUUUCCAUUGUAGUAAAACUAUGUUCUCUAUGUGAAGUAAUUCUUUUUUUUUUCCUAAGUAAGAUCAUUCAAACAUAAUAUUGCUGUACAGUUCUCGAAAACUUUAUUAGAUUGGGUUACAAGAAAGAGGAUACUAUGAUGAUAGUGAGCCGACAUUUUUUCUUUAUUUUUUUUCAUAAAUUGAGGCGAAUUCGAAUUUAUGAACAGAUCCAUAUUCGUUAUCCGUGUAUACUUUCAAGUGUAAUUGUUUUUUUUUUUCCAAACAGGUGAGCGUAUCUAUGUAUGAAAUCUACGGAGAUGCUGUUUACGAUCUUCUGCGCAGCGACAAAGUGAAGCUGGAAGUUCGAGGAGAUGACCAAGGCUGCACAAUCGUAGAAAAUUUGUUGCGAAGCUGGAAUCAAAAUAUGAGAUUGUAGGUGAAUCUCACCACGGCGCCAGUAAAAGAUCUACUCGGAGCCCUCAAACAACUAACCCUUGGAUGUCACUAUAGGACCAAGGUUUUUGGAUUUUUCUGACCUUUUUUUUUCUACGCCAGUUUUUAGGCUGAAACAGCUAUGAACGCCACGAGCAGUCGAAGUCACGCCGUGUUCACCAUCUUGUUAGAGAAGUUCCCAGAUGAAGCCAAGUCUUGCUUUUCAAAAACUCUUGUCGAAAAUGGAUGAUUUUAGUGACGCUUCUUUUUCUUCUAAACUUCAAUUGGUAGAUCUCGCUGGAUCCGAAAGACUGAAGAAAACUCAGGCUGAGGGCGAUAGAAUGAAAGAAGGAAUAAACAUCAAUUCCGGUCAGAGUUUACUUCUUUUUUUUUUGGUUUGGAUUUAUCAAAUUUCUUCUUUAAUAGCGAAAUGAUGAGUAUGGUAAAAGGUCUGAGAGCUACGAUAUCUCGUGUUCGGAAGCACAUUUCGGAGUUCUGCUCGAAGAUUUUGCUCGUUGCAGAAAUUGAAGUCGGUUCAAAAUUAAAAAGUCAGUACAUACUGCAGAAUGCGUGAAUUGUCAACGCUUUUGUGUUAAAAUACUGACGGUCAUUAAUAACGAAUAAAGAACCAGUUACUGUUGCUAAUGUCCACGAAGGUUCGUGGUUUCAAAUGAUCACAAAUAAGUUCUGAUCGCUAUUCCCUAUUUUUGUGCCUUCGAAUAUUAUCCAAUACCGAAAGAAAUAAUCCGUUUCCAGGGCUGCUAGCCGUCGGAAACGUCAUUUCGGCUUUGGUGCAAAAACAGAAGCACAUUCCUUACCGUAGUUCAGUUUUGACUCGCGUUCUUCAAGGUAUCUUUGUUCAAGUGCGGCAGUCGAUAUAUUUAUUCAGAUUCUCUGGGAGGAAAUGCCUUUACCGUCAUGGUGGCCUGCAUUUCGCCAGCCGAUACAAAUUCUGUCGAGAGUUUAAACACCCUCAGGUUUUUCAUUUUAACAUUGGAUUAUAAUCAUUUUCGCAGAUAUGCUGAUCGGGCCAAGCAGAUUAAAAACAAGCCAAUCAUUAAUCAAAAUGUCAAAGCGGAAGAGGUUUGUUCUUUUCUCGUGCAUCUAUUUGGAUAUGGUAUGUUUAGAUAUCUUCUCUUCGGGCCCAAAUCAAGCAACUGCAGCGGGAACUGUCCCAGGGAAGAUCUAAUAACGCUCCAGAUGGCUUUUCAGCUUCUUUGAGGUUUUUUAAAUUUCUUGUGAAAGAUUUGCCAUACUGACGAUUUCAUUUACAGUUCCGAGCUCAUAUCUCUGAAAGAAGAAGUUCGUAAACGGGAAGAGCAAUUAAGAGAUCGUGGUCUCAAGCUGGCCGAUUCUCUUGUUAAAACGGUCCGAAUUCAUUUAACUUUUGUGAUCUUUGCAGUUUUCAUCAUUUCAGAACGCACUCAACAGCAAAAUAUUACGUUUGGAAGAAGAGAAAGAGCGUAUUCGAGAAGUCUUCCAGCAAGCUUGGAGAACGCUAGAGUUUCUCUUUUCGUAUAAUCAUUUUUCAUACUGCUUUCUUUCAGAAACACUGACGGCGUAGAACCGGAAAAGUUACUCGUUAAAAUGAAGGAUUCUUUUGAAUCGUCGAAAGGAAUAUUUGAAGGAUCCCAGAUCGAGAAUUGUAAUGAGACUGCGGGAGGAGAGGAAGCAGAGGACACGAUUGAUGAUUUCGAUAGCGCCAGGUCUGACAAUUUUCGUAAUCUGUUUCUUUUCAUUUCAAGUGUUUAUUCGCCAUUCCGCAAUUUUCACGACAAAUACGAAAAAUAACACAUCAAAACAAUCAAAUUUAACAGCUGGUCUGUGGAAACGGCUGGAGGAAAAGAUUUCAACUUCUUUUUUUCCAUUCCAAUCUUCUGACUUUGAUAACGGUUGACAGGCUCGCUGAGCUGCAAGCACAGAUGGAGAGACUCGACCGGGAAAUCGAGCUGAAAGGAGCCGAUCUUCUGCAAUCCGCUCAAACUCAGAACCAGUUCAACGAAGACGACGUCAUUCGCGAAGUUUGCUCUGGAAUCCUUCUGGUCACAUUUAAUAUGAAUCUUAAGGAAGAGAAGGCAAAACUAGUGGCUCGCUGUAACGAGCUCGAGUCCGAGAUUUCUAAGUUGAAGAGUGAGCAGCGAAAAGCAAGUACUGCUUCCAAGUAAUCUUUUUCUUCACAUUUGUCUGUAAGAAACAAACAUUUUAUUCCAGACUCGCGGAGGAACGCCGAUUGAAGCUUCGCGAACUCGAGAAGCAGCACGAGGAGGACAAGAAAAAACUGAACGAACUCCGGAAACUGCAAGAAUUCCGCAAGAAAUGCGAAGAGUCGCAAAAGAAGAUGGAAGAGGAGUUGAGGCAACUCAAACAGGUUCAAACUUUAAAUUUCCUUCUUUCUCUUAACUAUCCAUGUAGAUGCGCGUUCGGCUGCUCAGAGAACAACAAACAGAGGCGAACAAGUUCAAAUUGUUCAAGAGUAAGCAUGAAAAGGAGCUGCAGUUGAUGAAGACCAAGCAGCAGAGAAAAGAGUUCGAGGCCAACCGCCAGCAGAGGCAAGACCAACAGCGCUGCGCCGUCCUUCAACAGGUUCUAUUUUUCUUCCCUGAUUGGUUCAAAUAUGCACUCCACUCAAUUUUUUCUCAGUUUUCCACCAAAUUCUGUUUUUUUCAAUUCAAAAUAUUUGUUUUCAGAGGUUAGCCGAUGCCAACAGAGCGAACAAAGCUUUGCGUGAGCUGGUUCUGAAGCGCGGCAACAAAAAAAGCGCUCCGAAAGAAGCCAAAGGUGUCCAGGUUUUGUUCUGAUUUGUUUGAUCCAUAAAACUCCUUUACUUAUUCAGCAAAUGGUCGAAGAAGAGCUGGAAGAUCUGGCGCAAUCUUAUCACAGCCAACUUCUAAUCGACGACCUCAAACAGCAGAGAGCCGAACUGGAGCAGCAAUAUCGCAGCAUUGACGGGUUCUCCAUCAACGACCGCGCCGCUCCCAGCAAACGGGUAAGUCGAAAAUUUCUUUUUUGUAGACGUUUCGAAUUUCGAUCUCUUGUUGAGCGGUCGAAAGUUAAAAAAACCAUUUGAAGCCGUGAAAUCGGAAGAAAAAAACCUGUUUCUUCCUUUCAAACGUUCGCAUUCAAGAAUUUAAGGAAACAAAUCAAAAUUCAGAAAAACUUAUCAAUGAAUUUAUUUUAUCAGGCACGUUAUUCUCUUUUGGAGAACUCAACCGCCGAAGACGAAGAGGAAUUCGAAAAGGAAAAAAAAGACAAGCUGGAGAAAAUUCAGAACUCCAUUGCUCUGCUGUUUGUGAAUACCGGAGUUUAAUUAAAUUUCGUGAUAUUUUAGAAACUCGGAGAUCCAGGAUCUGCUGAAAAGUUCGACGAUUCUCGAGGACACUGGUUCUUCUGCCAAAGUCGACAAGCUCGCAAGUCUGAAUCUUUCUGCCGAGUCUCGCGAAACCUUCGACGCCAUCCUCAAUCUUGCAAAGGCAAACGUGAAGAAGGCGGUAGAAAUGGAGUUCAGAGUUUUCAAGCAAAAAAUCAGAUACGAAGAUCGUCUGGCGAAAAAAGCUGAGACCGAGGUGACUCGCUAUUUGAAUAUGAUGCUAAUAUUCUCUUCUAGAAAAUCAAGCUUGCUGAACUGGCGGAAAUGAACGACAGAUAUGAGAUGCUAGCAGAAACAAUCGACAAGGCCAAAAAGAACUAUUCCGAGCAUGUUCGUUUUUUUUAAACACGCUUUCAAUUUUCUCGAGCAUUCAACAGCAAGAUUUAAAUGUAGUGUUUGUCUUCAGGACAUGGUACCUAGUUAUAACGGAAAAACGAGACAUCCCAGUUAUAAAAAGUAGGCUAAACAGAUUUUUCGCUUUCUGAUUGGCAAGAGAAUGACGCGUCGCGAAUCGUUCUUUCACUUGCAUCUACACAUUCGAACUUUAAUUUCGUUUCUAAAUUUUUGCGGAAAAUUUUAUGGUUUCAGUUGGAUAAUAAUAAUAAUGGUGCGACAGUUUUAAAACACUUUAUCGUAGAACAACUUCCUAUUAACUUCAAUUAUCAUUUGUUCCAUAUUUUUUAACGAAUGUCUGAUACAGCUGUAAAUUGAGGUUGAUUACAGAUCGGAAUGCUUUUGUUGAUGCGUAAAGAUCGAAUCGAUGGAGGAUGUCUGCAGAAGUUGGAAGAGUUGAAGGAACAUUUCCUCAACAUUGAGAAAGAUGUCAAGAAAACUGCAAGGGUGUGUUAAUGCAGACUUACUGUAUUGUGUGUGAUCUCGGUCGGACGAGUUUCGGAUUAGAAUAGGCAGAAUGUUUUGCAAAAGUCUUCAGAACACUUCAGAACAUGUUUUUUUCUUGCUAGCUGAGGUCUUGAAUAGCUUAUCGCCAAAAACCCUUCACAAAGGUGGUGAAAUAACGGAAAAAGUCAAAAUAGGUAGCAACUUCUGGGGUUCUGAGCAGGGGAGGCCAGCAAGUAAUUUCAAAUCCAAAUCGCGCAUUUUUGCUAAUUGAAAGAAAAACAAUUGGGAGCAUGUUUCUCCUCGAUUCUUAAAACAAAACGACGUUUAAGUCUUUUCAUCAAUAAAAAACAUUUUUCAGUUUUAAAAACGGAAUUUAGAGAGUCCUAAUGAAUUUUUAUCAUUGUUGACAUCUGUUCUGGCAGCCUUCAUAGUUGGUUCUCACGCAGACAUGUUUUUUUUGUUUUCCAGCGGAGAACGAUUCAUGACGGACUAACUCCAAAACCGGAAUUGAAGAGAAGUGACCGGAGCCGCAAGCAAAGAGAGCUCUACGGGGUUCGACCUUCCACUUUGUUCCAUUGAAUCAGAACUUAUUCUCAGACUGCGAUCCGAUAUAAUGACACGGAAGCUUCAUUCCUUGUUGACAAAUCAAGAAAUCACCUGGACUUGCCCAGAGAGUUGGUUAAACUUGGGGACUGUUGAUGGAUUCCGAACUUUUCAGCAGAGUACCAUUAUCGCCGAUCAAUCCAGAUAAUGAAGACGAAGAAUUUGGCAAUGAGAACCAGGUGAUUCCUUAGUUCUUUUCCCAUCUCAUUUUCAACUUUAAGAACAAUACAUUUGUGAUUCCGUCAAAGUCAUCUGGUUCGGCUGAAGAUCUCAAUACGACGUUUGUGAUUUCUGGAGCGAGUCGUUCGUCAUCUGAUGAGGUUGGCUUGAUUUUAGAAAAUCAAUAUCAAUUCGACGUUUUUAGGCGAACCUCAUUCCACCUCUGAGCGUGAAAAGUCGCAAGUCGGCGCUGGGAAAUUUAUAA
Caenorhabditis auriculariae is the source of this 7070-nucleotide messenger RNA. The record is from the annotation of a GenBank genome assembly. Lineage: Eukaryota; Metazoa; Nematoda; Chromadorea; Rhabditida; Rhabditidae.